Messenger RNA from Gaeumannomyces tritici R3-111a-1, 333 nucleotides. RefSeq lists its product as hypothetical. The transcript has a single exon. Gene Ontology annotation, molecular function: protein binding. The record is from RefSeq and is a predicted model, not a curated record. NCBI's taxonomy places the organism in Eukaryota, Fungi, Ascomycota, Sordariomycetes, Magnaporthales, Magnaporthaceae. The annotation marks the transcript as partial.
AUGUUGAGCAACCUUGGGGUGAUGCUCGGUAUGCGAUUCGAGCGGACCGGUUCGAUAAGCGAUCUCGACCGUGCCGUCGACGUUGCGACCAAAGCAGUGGACGCCACACCUCAAAACCACCCCGAUCGCGCUGGCAGGUUAAACAACCUUGGAAACAAGCUCGGCAGGCGGUUUGAACGCACCGGUUCGAUAAGCGAUCUCGACCGUGCCGUCGACGUUGCGACCAAGGCAGUGGACGUCACGCCUCAAGACCACCCUAAUCGCGCUGGCUACUUGAACAGCCUUGGAACCUGGCUCGGCAGGCGAUUUGAGCUUACCGGUUCGAUGGACGAA